CUUCAGCGCAGGUUCCAGCCCUCCACCGCCACCCGAGUUGCAGGAUGUCGAUGACAGACUUUCUCAACGCUGAGGACAUCACGAAGGCAGUGGGGGCCUUUACCGCUGUCGACUCCUUCGACCACAAAAAAUUCUUCCAAAUGGUCGGACUGAAGAAAAAGAGCCCAGAUGACGUGAAGAAGGUAUUCCACAUCCUGGAUAAAGACGAGAGCGGCUUCAUCGAGGAGGAGGAACUGGGAUCCUUUCUGAAAGCCUUCUCCCCAGAUGCCAGAGACCUAUCUGCUAAGGAAGUCAAGACACUGCUGGCUGCUGGAGACAAGGAUGGGGAUGACAAGAUUGGGGUCGAUGAAUUCUCUGCUCUGGUGGCUGAAAGCUAAGAGGCUCUGACUGCCCAGGUCUUGUCCUUCUCUGCCCCAAACACCCGAUCUCAGCCCCACUUGCUGCCCUCCUGCCUUUCUGUUCAGUUUGUUUAUGCUAUUUUUACUACCCCUGUCCCUUGUGGCCCUUGAAGGACACCAUUCUUCUGGAAAAUGAUGGAGAAACAAUAAAGGCUGUACCAAUCAGA
Messenger RNA from Lipotes vexillifer (Yangtze River dolphin), 565 nucleotides. RefSeq names its product parvalbumin (gene PVALB). The record is from RefSeq and is a predicted model, not a curated record. The transcript is spliced from 5 exons. Gene Ontology annotation, molecular function: calcium ion binding. Bases 45 to 377 code for a protein of 110 amino acids. Gene Ontology annotation, cellular component: cytoplasm. Lineage: Eukaryota; Metazoa; Chordata; Mammalia; Artiodactyla; Lipotidae.